Epinephelus moara (kelp grouper) is the source of this 1495-nucleotide messenger RNA. Its product is annotated as putative methyltransferase DDB_G0268948. Bases 46 to 855 code for a protein of 269 amino acids. Gene Ontology annotation, molecular function: S-adenosylmethionine-dependent methyltransferase activity. The record is from RefSeq and is a predicted model, not a curated record. The transcript is spliced from 6 exons. NCBI's taxonomy places the organism in Eukaryota, Metazoa, Chordata, Actinopteri, Perciformes, Serranidae.
GUCUCAGGAAGCGCGUUGACAGUUACAAGCACUUUGCACAGAGACAUGGCUGUACGUCUCUUUGAGGGUGAAGAUCAUGCAGCUGCUUACCUGCAGUACAGAGUGGCACCCCUGGAAUUGAUAAGCAGGAUUAUGGGCUACAUGGAGAAAAAGACAACAAACCAGUUCAACCUUGCAGUGGAUGUGGGCUGCGGUUCGGGCCAAGGGACAGUCCUACUGGCUCCAUACUUCACCAACGUUGUUGGAACAGAUAUCAGCCCCGCUCAGCUGAAGAUGGCUAAGGCCCAGAGCAACCCUCCAAAUGUAUCAUACAGGGAGUGUCCAGCAGAGGAGUUAUCAUUUGCUUCGUGUGAGGUCGAUCUUCUGUCGGCCAUGACGGCUGCUCACUGGUUCAACCACCAGAAGUUUCUCCUGGAAGCUGACAGGGUGCUGAGGCCUGGAGGAUGCCUGGCUCUCCUGAGCUACACUAUGGACUUUGAGCUGGAGUAUGGGGAUAUCUCCAACAAGCUCAAUGACAUCUGUAAAGAGUUUUAUGCUGCCCUAUUACCGUUACGUGAUCCCCAUAUAGGAACAAACUCUAUGAAGAUCUACUCAGACAUGUUUGAGUCCUGCUCUUACCCAGACAAGGAGUGGGUUGAGUGUCUGAGGGUAAAAAGGACUAUGCCACUGAACAGGUACAUUGGCAUGGUGGAGACCUUUUCCACCUAUCAGAAGUUGCUGCAAAAGGACCCCACUGAGGCUAAACGUCUUUCUAAUGAUAUCAGGAACAAGUUGUUGUCUGCCAUGAAGACAUCUUCUGAUCCAGAAGUGACAGUGGUUGUCAAGUAUUGCUAUUGGCUGGCACGCAAACCUUGAUCACUCUGACUGGCGGAAUCCUGUGCACCAGAUCCCGAAACCACAGCUGUAGGUUUCAUCAGAAGUGACACAGACCUGAGAGGCCAGGUGCAUACAAAUCUAUUGGUGCUACUCCUCCUACUGUAUGUUAAGAAUCACUUGAACUAAAACAAAUUAUUUAGAUUACCUUUCUGCUUUUAAAACCAGCAUAUAUUGAAUUUAUUUUUACAUAAACAUAUUUGAUUUUUUUUGUAAUGAUGCAAGUAUGUAAUGAGCCUGCUGUUAAAUGAACUCCAGGCUUAUGAAUACUGACCUCUGUGAAUAUAGAACCUUACAAAGUGAACACUAGAUGGAGCCUUGUCAUACAGUGAUGGAUGAGAUUCUAAUUGAAGUCCACUUUGAGCCUUUUGUACAGCCUUGAAAUUGUACUUUUCUUGAAUGAGCUUCUUAUUUCAUGCCAUGGAUCAGAAAUAUCCACUUGUUUUCAGUAUAUCCAUAUCUUUAGAUAUUAAAAAUAUUAAUAUAACUGCAACAGAUUUUGUUGUCUGUUAAUCACAGUUGUUUUCAGUUGCUAAAAUACACUGGUCAAAACUGAAGCUAUGAAACUAUGAAUCAUUUUUACUGCUUUCACUAAAAGUGCAACAAAUCACCAAUUUUUUCC